CAACACCCCUCCACACACCUUGACACACCCAGUACUCAUCCAGAAUGUCGAUCCUAGUCACAGAUCUCAAACCUCACUUGGCGCUUGUAACAGGGGCAAGCGGAGGAAUUGGAAGAGCAACAUGUCUGGCGUUGGCAAACAUGGGUUGUUCGAUAGCAGUGCAUUACCACUCGUCCGAGGACAAAGCAGUCACUCUUGUGAAGGAAUUGAAGAGCAAAGGUGUGAGAGCCGAGGCAUUUAGAGCGGAUUUGACGAAAUAUGAAGAGGUUCGCUCACUCCACAAAGCCGUUGUCGACACCCUUGGCCCGCCCACCAUUCUCUUCAAUAAUGCUGGUCUCACCUUGAAGAGUGGCAUCAAAGCCAUCACCGAGAUUAGCAUCGAUGACUUUGAGCAUACAUGGCGUGCCAAUUGCGGAUCAGCAUUUCUCAUGACCCAGCUUUGCUUGCCAGAUAUGGAGAAAAAAGGUUGGGGUAGAGUCAUCUUCUGCUCGAGUGUUGCUGGAUUCAAUGGAGGGGUUGUUGGACCUCAUUAUGCGUCUUCGAAGUCUGCUCUUCAUGGAUUGAUUCAUUGGCUUGCCGGAGCGUAUUCUAAGACAGGUGUUACCGUCAAUGGUGUAGCUCCUGCUUUGAUUCAGGAGACUACCAUGCUGCCUGGGAACAAUGAAGAGCUAGCCAAGAAAAUCCCAAUUGGACGCUUGGGAUACCCAGAAGAGGUAGCCGAGACUGUUAUCUGGAUGGUCAAGACUGGUUAUGUUACGAACAAAGUCAUUGGCGUAGAUGGGGGUUUCUUUGUUCAGUAGAAUGUCUUGCAAACAUUUUCUUACAAUGCAUCAAACGAAU
Mollisia scopiformis is the source of this 840-nucleotide messenger RNA. RefSeq names its product putative short-chain dehydrogenase/reductase. Gene Ontology annotation, molecular function: oxidoreductase activity. The record is from RefSeq and is a predicted model, not a curated record. NCBI's taxonomy places the organism in Eukaryota, Fungi, Ascomycota, Leotiomycetes, Helotiales, Mollisiaceae. The transcript is spliced from 4 exons. The coding region runs from base 45 to 800 and encodes 251 amino acids.